Lolium rigidum is the source of this 1306-nucleotide messenger RNA. RefSeq lists its product as uncharacterized. Lineage: Eukaryota; Viridiplantae; Streptophyta; Magnoliopsida; Poales; Poaceae. The transcript is spliced from 3 exons. Bases 120 to 872 code for a protein of 250 amino acids. The record is from RefSeq and is a predicted model, not a curated record.
AUACAUACGCAAACAAUUUGGAUGGUGAUAGAGAGUGCUUGCAAGCUAGCUUUUUUUUUGUCAUACCACUAUAUACUAAUCAUUUAUGUCCUAGUUUGCACUCAGGUUUUCUUUCUAACAUGUUGCAAAUACCCGUGACGACGGCUUCUGGUACCUGCGCGCUGCAUACUGGAAGCUCGGGGUUCUGGCUCGGCGGCGCUUUCACUGCCGGGCAUAUUGGCUGCAGAUUGAACAAGAAAUUACAGGACACGACAAAUUAUCCAGAACUAUUCACAGAGGUGCUGUUUGUCGGUGCUCUUAUUGUAAGGCACGACCUCUUGGAGUCCUGGUGCUGGCAGGCGGCGGGAUUCUCCGGAACAGCGAAACGGCAUCGGCGGCCAGCAAACAGACGACCACGUUGGCUGUUCUUGCGCCGCCUGUUCAAUCCAAGGACGGGGAUUGGGCAGGGGGUCGUUGAAAAAGAUGACUGGGCGAAGGGGACGGAGGCGAGGGCGGCGGAGGGUCACUGGAGCUGCAGUCGGGCGAUGGGAUUCCUGAGAAAAAUGAGAUGGCGGCGGCGGCCAGCAAGCAGACCUCCGCGUCCGCUGUGCUUGCGAUGCCGGGUCGAUCCAAGGAGGGGAAUCGAUCAGCGGGUCGUAAAGAGGAGGAAGCUGGGGGUCGGGGCGAAGGGGAGGAUGGCCUGGCCGCCGGAAAUGGAGGCAGCGACUAGCCCUUGUCGCCACACACCAUGGAUAGGCAUGAAUCAGGGGACAAGGGGAAUACCAAUUCGGGAUGGGCUGGCUCGCGAAAACGUGAAGUGGAGCAGGAUGUGCCUAGUGACGUGUAUAACAACUUGGACACGGGUAGUUAAGACGGCAGAUGUUGGGACGUAAGCUGCGCAUUUUCACGUCUCUUGUGCAUUUGCUAGCUACUGUACAAGGACAUCAAGUUAACAAAGCGUUGCCCGGUUUUUACGGAGUGGAUAUUCAGAAGCUCAUUGGCUCAUAACAACCUCGUCGUUCUCUGGUGAUGAACAUUAGCCACAACCAGAUAUCUUCCAUUGCUGCAGUUGUGGCGCAGUUGAGAAUUGUUUCUCUUAAUGUUGCUUUGCUCAUGGUAGUGGCAGGAUAGGAUCUCAUCGAUGCAAUAUUUGGUUAUUGUGUGCUCCAGCCAAGGAGCUGAUGACCUAGGACUCAGUAGUCUGUUUGAAAAAUUAUUAACAUGAUCGCCAAGAUGAACUAGAAGUCUAUACCGGUAGUUGAAGCACAAAGUUCACGGUUGUUUAUGCAUAGAAAACAUGAUAUGUUGUUGUACCAACAUUGGAAAA